UUUGCUAGCUUUUCCUUCCUUCGCCUUUGACCCUCACACAGCCAAGGAUACCAAAGGUACUAUUUUGACUCCAACCAUAUUCACUCCCACUCUUACAUCGUCCAUCUCGUUAUCGACAUGCUUGCGCCCCCGGCCUCUUCAAGAUAGACUUGUCAUGUUCGGAUCGACUUCAUUGUCUGCGUACCAUGCCUCCCGCCAUCAAACGCAAGACGUUCUCGGCCAAAUUUUGGAAAAUAUUUGAUGAUCUGGAUGACUCUGGAUUAUUGGAGGAGACUGACGAGGAGAGGAGAGAGUAUGAUGAGGCAGUAAGAAAUGAGAUUGGUUGGAAAAUACAACCAAUAUCCAAGUCCGAGGUGCCCACUAGAGUUGACCACGCCACCGAUGCUUUAAUGGACGACAACCAUUUUAUUGAAUACGAUACGUGCUCAAUUCCGGUACCUUCUACAGACGCAUCAAUCAAUGUUGCACCGGCCGCGCGCGCUUUCCCUUUCACCGAGUCUCAGCCGCCCCCCUCGUUCCAUCCGUCACUGAUGGGGAAGAUGUCUACUCCUCGAGCCCAUAGACGAAUACGCCAAGAAUCUAUAGAAAGCGUGUCAGAUGAGAUCUGUCAGUCUGAGCAAGAUCAAUCCUCCAAAUGUCCCGUCAUCUGUGCUGAAGAAGGUGGCAUCGGUCACCUGUCAUCCAGUGAAGGACCUCCAAAAUCAAAGAAUGAAGCCCGAAUGGACUUUGAGCUGCCUAAUCAUAAUGAUUUCCGUAAUAAUUCCGCUCCAUUGGCUCCUAUUAUAACUUCUGUUCCGGUAACCACUUCAUCAACAACUCCUCUGCCUUCAUUUCGCCAAUCUCAAUUUGGGGAAGUAUCGACUCCUCAUGCCGCGAAUGUGACCUUUCCUAACGUUCCAACGCCGAAUUUUGAUGAAUAUACGCCUGCAGGCCCCUCAACAAGGCCGGUAGCAAUCAACAAUUGCAAGCAUACUCCAAAGACGGCAUCCCCACGACGACGUGCUCAUACUAUCGACACACCUGAAUACAUACCUUCACCUGUUGACACGCCGGAUACUUCGCGUCCUGUAAUAGGUGCAUUUGGACGAAGUCCUCGCGAUGAUCCAGCCACACCAGGUCCAUUAAAAUUACUGCCCUUGAAGGGUGAAACAAACAAGAGAUUUCAAAACGUCAGCAAACAUUUUCAGGUCUUUGUGGCGAAGAAAGACAAUGGUCCUGUAGGCGGAAAGAAAGGAGGAAAAGAGAAGGGAAAAAAAAAACAGCCCAUGGCAAAGAGUAAGUCGCUUUCCGGCCUCGGUCUCGGGGGAGGUGUUCUCCGAGGGCUGCGCAUUUGUCUUCCUCCAGGGGACAAACCGAUGUCUAUCCAACAAGAGGCGUGGGACCACAUUAUAGAGCUCGGCGGUACCGUCGUCCUCUACCCUGAUAAAGCAACUACACAUGUCAUUUACGACAGCGAUAACAGAACGAAAGCCAAACUUGCCAAACUUCUUCGUCUUCAAUCCCUGGACGAACUGCCGGUAGGGACGGAAUGCGUAAUAUGGGAAUGGAUAUCUGAAAGUAAACUCAAUGGUGUCUUACUACCAGUUGAAAAUUUCCGCAGCUUCCGCGUAGAUUCAUUAUUCUCUAGGGUGAUGUCUACUGGUAGCCUCGAUCAACGUAACCCCAGAUUGGCUGGUAUGGCCAAUCAAAGACUAACCCGGCGCGCAGUGGAAUCGGAAACCGAGUCUGAAGAGUCACUGCCGAAGAAAAUUCGACUUCAAGCCAGUGUUGCUCGAUUUUACAGCAAUAAUCCUCUACGCAGUGCUGCUGUUCUACCUACAGCAGGACCUUCAAUACUCAGAGAUUCUGUUCCUCAUCAUGCCGUCGAAACUGAGCAUACUGCUUCCAAAGGCUCAGGAUGGAAAAAGGGCGAGGAAGAUCAGAGAGAUGCUUUAGACGAGAUGAUUGAAGGGGUAAAGGAUGGAAGCCUGCCUGAAGAUGAGUUACUGGACGAUGAUCAGACCGCUGAUCCACCAAGCGAUGAUCGUGCUAUGGAGAACGAAGCCAACUCAACUGCAAGAUUCAGUAAGGGCGGACAAGAGAAGAGUAGAAAGAGCGAGAAGGGGCCCAACGAAUGGUUAGCCGAGAAAUUCGACCAAUUACAUGACUUGUACGAGGGUCAGGUGGGGAAGAAUCCGCAUUCAAUUAGACAGUACCGCAAUGCUGCUGCUGCUAUGAGACGCACCACGUUUCCUAUCACGAGCGGCGCGCAAGCACGUGAAAUCAACGGCAUUGGCGAAGCUCUAGCUGAAAGGAUCAAUGAGUUCAUAUCUGGAGUACCUGGUCGCACCUUCUAUGAAGAUAAUGAGCAUGCUCGAUGUGUGGCCUUAUUCAAAGAUAUAUACGGCGUCGGUCGACAAUACGCUAAUGAACUCUAUCGGAUGGGCGCUCGCACCAUAACUGAUCUUCGCACCGGUCGUUUUCCCCUUUCAACCGGCCAACAGAUAGGUCUCGCCCUAUAUGAAGAUCUCAGAUCCCGAAUACCUCGUGAAGAGUGUAAGCAAAUCUAUGAGCUCAUAAAAUUGGAAGCCAAGACUGUGGACGAGAAGUUGUGGGUGGAGAUUAUGGGCAGUUAUAGGCGAGGAUCAGAAACAAGCGGCGAUGUCGAUAUCCUUAUCACAAGGGACGACGCUGAUGGUAAGUCUCACAAGGGAGCAAUCAAGAAAUUAGUGGACAAGUUGAAGGCCAAGGGAGUAAUCACUCACGAGCUGAGUGCGCCUCAUGAUUGGAAUGCAUUGGAGGCGAAGUGGAUGGGGGUAGGAAGGGUAGGGCAGAGCGCCAUGUAUAGACGUAUCGAUAUACUAUGUGUGCCAUAUGAGUCUUGGGGAGCCUCUUUGAUUUAUUUCACUGGUAAUGAACUUUUCAAUCGUUCGCUGCGAUUAUAUGCAAGGAGAUUGGGGUAUAACCUAAAUCAGCGAGGUCUAUAUCGUAAUGUGGUCAGAGCUAGAGAUGGAACUAAAGUAUUGGAAGGUGACCGCGUAGCAUCAAGGACAGAAGAAGGGAUCUUCCAGGAGCUGGGGUUGAGAUGGAGGCAUCCUCAUCAUCGUAGACCUUAAUUGUUGUGAAAUAUUUAUGUUGUAAUCAUGACAUUGAAUCAAUUCAGCAUCCUAUUGUUGAAUAUGGCUAUAUGCGAUUCAUGCAUCGAUGU
Messenger RNA from Cryptococcus deneoformans JEC21, 3187 nucleotides. RefSeq lists its product as hypothetical. The transcript has 15 exons. Gene Ontology annotation, molecular function: DNA-directed DNA polymerase activity; DNA binding. The record is from RefSeq and is a predicted model, not a curated record. Gene Ontology annotation, cellular component: nucleus. Bases 186 to 3095 code for a protein of 969 amino acids. NCBI's taxonomy places the organism in Eukaryota, Fungi, Basidiomycota, Tremellomycetes, Tremellales, Cryptococcaceae. Gene Ontology annotation, biological process: double-strand break repair via nonhomologous end joining.